CAGAAAGAAACACAGUAGUAAGAUCCGUAUGGAUUAUAAUAAGUUGAGAGUCUACAAAGCGGAAAACUUUUAGCUUCAAAUCUGCCUCUAGUGGAAGAACAAUCUUUUGUUUCCAGUCGUUUUGUUCUUUCUUCGCCAGAUAUUUAGCCUGCACUCUUUGAUCAAAUGAUCAUGACCAUCAUAAUUUUCAUCAUCCCAUCAGUGGUUGAGAGGUGGAUAUAUUCCUUAUCAUGCUUAAUUAAUAUGUGGCUCUACUGCACAGCUGCAGUUGUCGACACCAUGGGGCUCGUAAUGAAAAGCUGGCAUGGCCUGUAACUAGAUUUCCCAACAUAGUCAUGCCCUGCACGUUUAGGUUGGAGCCCACAUUCACGCAUAUAUAUAUAACCUUAAAAGAAGAACGAAGAGAGAAAAUAAUGAGAACUUGGGAUUUAAGGCAGGCUCAGCAACGACUCAACUGCAACCCCCCACCCCCCUCUUCUCUUCUUCUACAUCCUCCUUGGCCUUUGAUCCUUGGCAUCCAUCUGGGAUCAUGGGCAGAUCAGUUAGCAGAAGGCUCACAAGUUUCUGCCUCAACCGGGCUGCCGUUGCGACUCGUGUCAUCACCCGUUCCCCAAGGGCCAGGUCAAAGACUCUAUCAGCCAUGGUGGAGGCUGGCCCCAAGUCUUCAACGGAUGCAGAGACGAAUUCGAGCACUGGAGCUAAACUAGGGACCGUGCUCAGUAGGAGAAUCAUGGUUCUAGUAGACUCAAAACCAGAAGCAAAGGGAGCUUUGCAAUGGGCACUCUCUCAUGCGGUUCAGAGCCAUGACACAGUAGUUCUUCUUGACGUCGUGAAGCUGAAACAUGGUAAUCAAUCUCAGAAUGAAUUGAAUCCUAGGCGUCAUGAACUGCUCUAUGCUAUGAAAAAUAUCUGUCAAGCUAGGAGACCAGAGGUUAAAGUUGAGCUCUCUUUAGCGGAAGGCAAGGAGCGAGGGCCAACCAUCGUGGAGGAGGCCAGGAAACAAGAGGUUUCCCUUCUAGUCCUGGGGCAAAGGAAGCGUUCGGCGACAUGGCGACUGGUGAUGAUGUGGGCCGGAAAUAGGGUAAGAGGAGGAGGGGUGGUGGAUUAUUGCAUCCAGAACGCUUCUUGCAUGGCUCUGGCUGUCAGGAGGAAGAGUAGAAGGGCUGGCGGGGGAUAUCUAAUUACAAGUAGGCGCCACAAAGAUUUCUGGCUUCUAGCUUAAAGGGAUUAAUUGUUUGCUUCUGUUGUUCGAGCUGGGAAUGUGGUGUUUACUCAUGGUUAGAGAAGGCCAUGGAAGAUUGUGAGGGAACACAUUCAAAGAGUUUUGAAUGGAUAAAUACAUGAUUUUUUAUUGAACUGAAACUCUCUAUAAAAGCUACUUAAAUAGAAUUUUUUAACAACUUGAUAGUUAAUAAUUAAACUCACUCAGCCCACUUCCAAGUCGUUGCACACACGCAGCCCACUUCAUAAUUUUGCUGACAAAUUGCCCAACUAACAAGGACACAUACUAGAUAACUCCUAAAGACUCUCAACUACUUGACUCCAUGAUCUCACAACCAGUGGAACAAAAAAAAAAAAAAA
Messenger RNA from Phoenix dactylifera (date palm), 1581 nucleotides. RefSeq lists its product as uncharacterized. NCBI's taxonomy places the organism in Eukaryota, Viridiplantae, Streptophyta, Magnoliopsida, Arecales, Arecaceae. The record is from RefSeq and is a predicted model, not a curated record.